Messenger RNA from Camellia sinensis, 1165 nucleotides. Its product is annotated as protein LIFEGUARD 2. Lineage: Eukaryota; Viridiplantae; Streptophyta; Magnoliopsida; Ericales; Theaceae. Gene Ontology annotation, cellular component: membrane. The record is from RefSeq and is a predicted model, not a curated record.
UUGGUUAGCUGGAGACAUACAUACAAUACAAGGUUACGAAAAUAUUUACGCACGUGUUCCUCACGCGUGUAGACGAAUCAAGAAGUUUCAAGCACCGAACAACUUCCCUCUUUCAUUAAUUCCCCACAACCCUCACCCUUUCCAUCCAUUAAGUAACCCAAACCUCUCCAAACCCAGUAAACAACAAUCCCAUGCACACACUCUCUGUCUCUCUCUCUGAUUCUUUUUCUCACAGACAGGGUUAAACUUGUUUGUUUAGAAUAUGUGGCAAACACCGCCUCACCGGAAAAAUGACGUGGAAGCGGGGGCGAGCCCGCUGUACCCAACGAUGCUGGAGAGUCCGGAGCUACGGUGGGCCUUCAUUCGCAAGAUUUAUUCAAUUUUGUCUCUCCAAUUGCUCAUCACCAUCGCCGUCGCCGCCGUCGUCGUCACCGUCCGCCCUGUCGCUCUCUUCUUCUCCACCACCGCCGCCGGCCUCGCCCUCUAUAUCAUAAUCAUCAUCACCCCCUUCAUAGUGUUGUGCCCUUUGUAUUACUAUCACCAGACACAUCCUGUGAACUAUUUUCUCCUUGGGUUGUUUACUGUUAGUCUUGCCUUUAUAGUGGGCUUGACCUGUGCUUUUACCAAUGAAAAGGUUAUUUUGGAAUCUGUAAUCUUAACGGCUGCGGUGGUUAUAAGUCUCACGUUGUACACAUUUUGGGCCGCAAGGAGAGGCCAUGAUUUCAACUUUCUGGGGCCUUUCUUGUUUGGGGCUAUAUUUGUGCUCAUUAUCUUUGCCCUGAUUCAGGUGCUCUUUCCAUUGGGUAAGAUCUCUGUUAUGAUCUAUGGGUGUCUGGCAUCGAUCAUAUUUUGUGGGUACAUCAUAUACGAUACAGACAACCUGAUCAAGCGUUAUUCCUACGACGAGUACAUUUUUGCUUCUGUGGCUCUGUAUCUGGAUAUCAUCAAUCUCUUUCUGUCAUUGUUGACUGUUUUCCGAGCUGCUGAAUAGUUAUAGAGAGAUCCCUCAGUUUUCGAGUCUUUCUCCCUUCUUUUUUGUAAAGUUUAUUGCGAAAUACGUAAAGAUUGAAGGCAUAACAUGUUCAUAUUAUGUUGCUUUAUAUUAGUGAAUAGCUAAUUGAAUGGAAUGUUUUGCUCAAAGUGUAAUGAAGUUCCAAGUUCAAUA